AUGAAAGUGAAGUACCAAGGAAACGCAAGGGUGAAGCGGGCUCAGCUGCAGAGGCUUCGAAGGGAAUUCCAAACCUUGGAGAUGAAGAUGGGAGAGUCGGUGACCGAAUAUUUUGGAAGAGUAAUGGUCACAACAAAUGAUAUGAGAAACUGUGGAGAGGACAUGAACGAUGUUAAGAUCGUUGAAAAAAUACUUCGAACAUUAACAGAGAAUUUCAACUUUGUUCUUCGUUCAUUUGAAGAGUCCAAGGACAUUGAUCAAUUAACGAUCGAUGAGUUACAAAAGGAAGUGGCAGCUUUGCAAGAGGAGGUGGCAGUAGCAGUUCAAGGGGAAGAGGAAGAGGAAGAACACGACCAGUUUAGAUCGACCAUCGAAUGCUACUGGUGUCAUAAGUUAGGACAUUUUCAAUAUGAGUGUCCCAAUCUUGAAAGGGGUGCAAACUACGUCGAGUUUGAUGAAAGUGAAGAAUUGCUUUUAAUGGCCCAUGCAGAAAUUGACGGGAACGGUAACAAGGAAAUAUGGUUUCUUGACUCUGGUUGUUCGAACCAUAUGACAGACAACAAAGACUGGUUUGUUGACAUUGAUGAAGGUUUCAAACACAUAGUAAAAUUGGGCGAUAGUUCCAGGUUAGCUGUUAUGGGAAAGGGAAACAUCAAGUUUGAGGUUGAGGGGUGUUCGGAUGCAUUGGGCAUGUACAUGUACCUGAACAAUACAGAAAAAAAACUCGAUGAUAGAAGUCACAAGUGUGUCUUACUUGGAGUCAACACCGAAUCAAAGGCAUAUCGACUAUAUGAUCCAAUCCUAAAGAAGAUAAUCAUUAGUCGGGAUGUCAUAUUUGAAGAAGAAGCAAAAUGGAAUUGGAAUGGGAAAGAUGCAGAAUCCAGAUCUGAAAAUAUAGUUUGGGAAGAUAACGGAACAACAACGUAUGAAGGAAAUGAUGAAGAAGCCAUAGACGAAUAA
Messenger RNA from Cynara cardunculus var. scolymus (artichoke), 960 nucleotides. RefSeq lists its product as uncharacterized. NCBI's taxonomy places the organism in Eukaryota, Viridiplantae, Streptophyta, Magnoliopsida, Asterales, Asteraceae. The transcript is spliced from 3 exons. Bases 1 to 960 code for a protein of 319 amino acids. Gene Ontology annotation, molecular function: zinc ion binding; nucleic acid binding. The record is from RefSeq and is a predicted model, not a curated record.